Molecule: messenger RNA, 1824 nt
Organism: Vicia villosa (hairy vetch)
Lineage: Eukaryota; Viridiplantae; Streptophyta; Magnoliopsida; Fabales; Fabaceae
Product: cyclic dof factor 2-like
Exons: 2
Coding region: 183-1583 (466 amino acids)
Biological process (GO): regulation of DNA-templated transcription
Molecular function (GO): DNA binding; DNA-binding transcription factor activity
Source: RefSeq, a predicted model, not a curated record
UCCAAACCUUCCUCAACGGAUCAACAACAAUCAACCACACUCUCACACUUCCUCACAACGUGUCUCUCUCUCCCCUCUCUCUCUCUCUAGAACCACUUUUACAGUUUUUACUUUUUUUCCUCUUUCUAGACAAAACAACCUUUUUUAUCUGUUUUUAGCAAUAACCACAAAAAAACACAGAAAUGUUGGAGACAAAAGACUCUGCCAUCAAACUCUUCGGAAAAACAAUUCCGGUUAAGGAGAUUCUUGUCGGUCUUUCACCUUUGUCUUCUGCUGAUGUUGUUGUUGAUCACAGUAUUCAUGAUCAUAAUCAUGAUUCUUCUACAAACUCAUCUAGAGAGUCUCAUAAUAGCAUUGAAAAGGAUACAUCGGGAGAAAAACCAAUUGAUGAAAAGAAUGAAGAUGGAGCCCCUACACAAUCGACUGAAGAAUUCACCAAUCCAGAUGCAGCCUCUAGGACUGGCGAAGAAUCUGUUACAGCGUCAACUGAAAAAGAGGUUGCUACAUUGAAAACUUCGAAGACUGAAGAAGAACAGGACGAAACGAGUAAUUCACAGGAAAAGAGCCUCAAAAAACCCGACAAAAUAAUCCCGUGUCCACGCUGUAGUAGCAUGGACACAAAGUUCUGCUACUAUAACAAUUACAAUGUAAACCAACCUCGCCACUUUUGCAAAAAUUGUCAGAGAUAUUGGACUGCCGGUGGAACCAUGAGAAACGUACCCGUAGGUGCUGGUCGCAGAAGGAACAAGAGCUGUUCUUCUCACUACCGACAGAUAACUGUCUCUGAAGCAACACUCCAGAAUUCUCGGAUACACCCUUCCUUGAAAUGCAACGGCACAGUCCUUACGUUUGGAUCCGAUUCACCUUUAUCUGAAUCGAUGGCAUCUGUUUUGAAACUUGCUCAUAAACCUGAAGAGCUAAGAAUUCGUGUUCCGCAUGCAAGUGGAGAAAAAUACGAUGAUCAAUCUAAUAAAUCAUCGGUUACCUCCGUAAAGUCGACAGAAGGUGCAAGCACGAACGUAUCACAAGAACAAGCUAGGCAGUACAGCCAAAGCUUCCCGCCACAAGGUCACUACUUUCCUUCCGGAACUCCUUGUCCUUUCCCAUGGAAUCCAAUGCAAUGGAGAUCACCGGUUCCACCACCUGCGUUUUCUCCACCGGGAUUUUCUUUGCCGCUCUAUCCCACAACAAGUUACUGGGGUUGUGCCGUGCCAGGUGGAUGGAACGUCCCGUGGCAAGCACAACCUUCAUCACCGAACGGUACCGGCCCUAACUCUAGUCCAAACUCUCCAACCUUAGGUAAACAUUCAAGGGAAGACGGUAGGAAAGAAAGUAGCAUGGAAAAAAGUCUCUGGUUUCCAAAAACUUUGAGGAUCGAUGACUCGGGAGAAGCAGACAAAACCCCUUUCUGGACAACACUCGGGAUUAAAAACGACACCGCCAGUCCAACUCCAUCAGGAAGACUCUUUCAAGCAUUCCCUUCAAAGAUAGACAACAAAAAUGACUCAGACCAAGUAUCUUCAGUCUUGCAGGCCAAUCCGGCCGCAAUGUCUAGGUCACAUAACUUUCACGAGACUUCGUAGUAACGUCGCCUAUAAAUAUCGGUGAUCAUGUUUUUCGGUGCUUCAAACUGUAAAACCAGUUUUGUUCAUCAACCUUGUUUGUAAUAGUUCUUGUUGAAUGCCAAAUGAAGAAGUUCAAACUGAACAAGAACCAGAUUAAUUAGUUCAUGUACAUAUAUAACUUUAUAUGACAUAGUGAGUUUGUUUUCCAAAACCUCUUAUGUAGAUAAAUAAGAAUAAGAAUAAGGCGUUCAAUUUGUAA